GUCCAAGAAAUUCAUCGACUUCAUAGACACCUGCCUGAUCAAAGCCUACAUGAGCCGCCCGCCCACGGAGCAGCUGCUGAAAUUCCCCUUCAUCCGCGAUCAGCCCACGGAGCGCCAGGUCCGCAUCCAGCUCAAGGACCACAUCGACCGCUCCCGGAAGAAGAGAGGAGAGAAGGAUGAGACGGAGUACGAGUACAGCGGCAGCGAGGAGGAGGAUGACAGCCACGGGGAGGAAGGGGAGCCCAGCUCCAUCAUGAACGUGCCGGGCGAGUCGACGCUGCGGCGGGAGUUCCUGCGCCUGCAGCAGGAGAACAAGAGCCACUCGGAGGCGGCGCUGAAGCACCAGCAGCAGCUGGCGGCCCAGCACCGCGACUCCGAGGCCCACAUCAAACAGCUGCUGCACGAGCGCCAGCGCCGCAUCGAGGAGCAGAAGGAGGAGCGCCGGCGCGUGGAGGAGCAGCAGCGGCGGGAGCGGGAGCAGCGGAAGCUGCAGGAGAAGGAGCAGCGGCGGCUGGAGGACAUGCAGGUGCUGCGGCGGGAGGAGGAGCGGAGGCAGGCUGAGCGCGAGCAGGAGUAUAUCAGGCACAAGUUAGAGGAGGAGCAGAGGCAGCUAGAAAUCCUCCAGCAGCAGCUACUGCAGGAACAGGCCCUGCUUCUGGAGUACAAGCGGAAGCAGCUGGAGGAGCAGCGGCAGUCGGAGCGGCUCCAGCGCCAGCUGCAGCAGGAACACGCCUACCUGAAGUCCCUGCAGCAGCAGCAGCAGCUCCAGAAGCAGCAGCAGGGGGCGCCGGCGAGCGACAAGAAACCGCUCUACCACUACAACCGGAGCAGCGCCCACGCCGCUGACAAGCCAGCCUGGGCCCGGGAGGUGGAGGAACGGACGCGGCUCAAUAAGCAGAACUCGCCGGCGGCGCAGACCAAGCUGGGCAGCACCGCGUCCGACCCGGCCCUGCAGACACGCUCGGAGUCCGUGUCCCUGGGCUCCGGCCCCGCAGCCCAGAGCCCGCCCAUGCAGCGCCCCGUCGAGCCGCAGGAGGGGCAGCACAAGGUGGGGGGGGCAGCAGCGAGCCCUACUGGCCGUGUGAGCCGCCUCCCUCCCCUCGAACCCGGGAUGGGCAUCGGGGGCUGGGUGCCAGGACUCCUGAGUUCCAUCCCUGAGGGCAGGGUGCCCCGGGCGGGUUCCUAGGGGAGGGGAGGAUCU
Messenger RNA from Terrapene triunguis (Three-toed box turtle), 1201 nucleotides. Its product is annotated as misshapen-like kinase 1. The transcript is spliced from 7 exons. The record is from RefSeq and is a predicted model, not a curated record. The annotation marks the transcript as partial. NCBI's taxonomy places the organism in Eukaryota, Metazoa, Chordata, Testudines, Emydidae.